Messenger RNA from Auanema sp. JU1783, 894 nucleotides. The record is from the annotation of a GenBank genome assembly. Lineage: Eukaryota; Metazoa; Nematoda; Chromadorea; Rhabditida; Rhabditidae.
AUGGAUUCUGGCAAACUCGUAAAUGCCAUUUCUAUGGAAUCUAUUAACAGUGUGAGCACUGAAUCAACUCACAGUAAUAAUGUUCGCACACUCUUUGUGUCUGGACUGCCUAUGGAUGCUAAGCCUCGUGAACUAUAUCUUCUUUUUCGGGCAUAUAGAGGCUAUGAAUCUUCUUUGCUUAAGAUGACAGCGAAAGGUGGCAAGCCAACGAGUCCCGUUGGUUUUGUCACUUUCACGACACGUCAAGACGCCGAUGAAGCCAGAAAACAUUUACAAGGAGUUCGUUUCGACCCAGAUUGUGCCCAGCAACUAAGAUUAGAGCUGGCAAAAUCGAACACAAAAGUAUCACGACCUAAACAGUCACCUCCGCCACUUGCUCCUGCAGCUGCAGCGCCAUUACAGUCCAUUCCACAAUUUUUGGCACCGUUGCAACCAGCGGAAUUAGUGCUUGAUCCAAAUCAUCAACUGUUAUUGGAUCAACAACAACUUCUCGCUUUAUCUCAGUUCGCGAGCCAAGCACAAGCUGUACAAGCGCUCCAAGCAUAUCUUCCAUCUACAGUGCAGUUAGCUGCUGCCUCACAAUCUAAUAUUUAUGCUGCUGUCGCUGCUGCUCAGACUAACAACACACCAGCUUGUUCCACAUUAUUUGUAGCAAAUUUGGCAUCUACUGUUUCCGAGGAUGAGUUGCGAACUGUAUUCAAAGCUUUCCCCGGAUUCACUAGGUUACGAAUGCAUUCAAAAAACGGAUCAAGCGUUGCGUUUGUUGAAUACUCUGACUUACGACAUGCCUCCCACGCCAUGCUUAGCCUACAAGGAUUCCAAGUUUCUUCUGCAGACCGAGGAGGCUUACGUAUCGAAUAUGCUCGCAAUAAAAUGGCUGACGUCAAUGGAUAA